AUGCUGCGGGGGACGCGUGGCCGAUGCAGCAAGCGGACCCCCGGCUACGUCUUCUGGCGGCAGAGCACCCUCGUCGAGUUGGAGAAGACGAAGCGCAACUACCUGCUGACGGAGCGGCCGGUGCCAGUUGCUGAUAUCGCCCGUCGCAUGGUGCGGGUGAAGUCGCGCUACCUCGACACCAACGACUUCCACGAGCAGAACCUCCUGCGGGGCGAGUACAAGUACUUUUCCGGGAAACUCUGCGAUCUUCGCCACGCGCGCCUGGAGGACAUGGUUGCCUACGUCGAGUGCGGCUCCUUCUUCGGCUUCUGGGACACCGCCCAGAUGGAUCGCGUGAUGGAGGAGCUGCUGCUGAAGCUCACCGAACUCGGGCCUGUCGAGCUCGUGCACCUCUUCACCGCACUUCCCCCGCUGCGAAAGCAAAGCACCGCGUUGUACAAGUACGUCGCCCGUGCGCUCGUCGACGUCGUGCCGGAGCUCGCGCUGGAGGAAUGCAUCCGAGUCGCCGCCGCGUGUGAUGCGGGGGUGCCGGAUGAACUCGUGUACAACCUGAUGCAGGCCAUUGAGCCGGAGGUUGCACGUGGUGGCCUCACUGCGGCCCGUGCGGUGGAGCUCAUGGACACAUUCGGCACCUGCACCCCGUCGGCUCAGCGGCAGUUUGACCUGCUAUUUGAUGCUUUGAAGCAGGCGGCGGUGGCGGGAAUGGCGGAGCUGAGUGCGAUGGACGUCGCGGUGAUGUGCACAGCCCUGAAGCUGCGGGACGCGCUGGAUACCGUCACCGAGGCGAACGCUGUACGUGCGUUUCUUUCCCGCCUGGAGGAAACCUGCGCCCGAUCCACGUCCAUGAUGUUUACGGCCGUGACUGCCACGCCUGGCUUUUCGCAGGCCAUGGAGGAGCGCGUGGUGUUCCUCGCGACCGACUUCACGCCGGGCGAGCUGCUCAGUGUCUUCACCGUCUACAUGGACAAUUACACCGCGGUGUAUCUCGUUUCCCACGGGGCCGCAGGGGUUGCGGCGGCCGCCUGUAAGGCGUCUGGGUCAAAAAACCACCUGGAGGAGCUUCACUUUGCGCAGCAGCGUCAGACGACGUUGGUGCGCGUCCUACGGGAGCUCAUGGAUCAGAUGCGGCUCCUGAUGGAAUCCGCCACCGCGUACUUUUUGCCCACAGUACAACUGCAGUACCUGGAGGUGUUCAGCAGGGCCGUCGAGGACAUGGAAGGUCACGUGGCGCACUUGACGGAUGCCGUUCCGCCGCUGGGACGGUGCUUGGAACUUCUUUCAUCGCGGGUUAUCGCUUCGCUGCGGCGGUACACCUACAUGGAUCUGGUGGCGCUGCUGCAACUCUGCGCCCCGCUGGGCAGGUUGGUGGCGGACGCCGCCAUUAGUGCGGCGGUGCAGGAACUCAUUCAGCGUGAGGUGGGGGCGUCGAGGGAGGAGGCCGCGGAGCUGUGCGUGGUGCUGCAGCAACUGCCAGGCUUGCGGGCGGAGCAUCAGCGGCGCAUUGAGAACUUUCUGCUGCCCAAACUUCGUGGGCGUAGUGCUCAAGCCGGCUGA
Trypanosoma conorhini is the source of this 1554-nucleotide messenger RNA. RefSeq lists its product as uncharacterized. The transcript has a single exon. NCBI's taxonomy places the organism in Eukaryota, Euglenozoa, Kinetoplastea, Trypanosomatida, Trypanosomatidae. The record is from RefSeq and is a predicted model, not a curated record. Bases 1 to 1554 code for a protein of 517 amino acids.